Didymodactylos carnosus is the source of this 1527-nucleotide messenger RNA. NCBI's taxonomy places the organism in Eukaryota, Metazoa, Rotifera, Eurotatoria, Philodinida, Philodinidae. The record is from the annotation of a GenBank genome assembly.
AUGUCUCAUAUCGUAUCAUUGCGUAGUGUCUCUUUACGUGCACUACGUGCAGGUACAACGUGUACAUCUUAUUCCCAUCAUAAUCAUCAUGAUUUAGUUUCAAACGUAUUAUCAACAAGUCCAACAUCGACACGAUUAUCAUCAACAUUAGUUAAAAAAGUGAUAACUGAACAAACAUUAUCAUUGGAAAGUAAUCAUGGAACAUUAACAGUUCCUUCUAGUCUCUCUUAUUCUACUAAGCCAACAUUAUUAUCUUCAUCAAAAGUUCGCAAUAAUUUUACAAGAUCUUUUUACACAAGUCGAGUUCUAUAUGACUCUGUUAGUGUUAAGACGCCAACAUUUCCCGAAAGUGUCAAAGAGGGAACAAUUAGAUUAUUGAAGAAAGUUGGUGAUAAAGUACAAAUAGAUGAGACAAUCGCUGAGAUUGAAACAGAUAAAACAAAUUUACAAGUAAACGCUCCUCAAGGUGGAACGAUUGAAGCUGUUCUGGUGGAAGAUGGAUCAAAUGUUGCCGCAGGCGCUGAUUUAUUUAAAAUCUCUCAGGGUGAUGGUGGUAAAGAAGAAUCAAAACCAGUAAAAUCGAAAGAAAUGGAGAAAGAUGAACAACAACCAUCGAUAAAAACGAAGGACAAGCGCCAAGAAAAUGAAUCAUCAAAAGAACAACAAUCAAAAAAAGUAACUGAUGAGGGUAUAGGAUCAGCACCGAGUAAAGUACCGACUGCUCCCCAAGUGUCCAAAACAUCCACACCACAAACACCAUCGAAAGCAUCACAACAGGCACCAUCACUACCAAGCGGUGGGGCAGAUCCUAAUAAGAUUACGGGAACGAGAACUGAAACACGUGUGAAAAUGUCGAGAAUGCGUUUGAAAAUAGCUGAACGACUUAAGGAGGCCCAAAAUACUUGUGCCAUGUUGACAACAUUCAACGAAAUUGAUAUGAGUAAUGUAAUGGAUUUACGGAAAAAAUUUGGUGAAAGUUUUCUUAAACGUCAUAGUCUUAAAUUAGGCUUUAUGUCUGCUUUUGUUAAAGCAUCUGCUUGUGCGUUACAAGAUAUUCCUAUAGCUAAUGCAGUGGUUGAUGGUGCUGAAAUUGUUUAUCGCGAUUAUGUUGAUAUUAGUGUAGCUGUUGCAACACCAAAGGGAUUGGUUGUGCCUGUAUUAAGGAACGUUGAAAAAAUGAGUUAUGCUGAUAUUGAACGAUCUAUCGGUGAAUUUGGCGAAAAGGCGAAGAAAGGUUCAAUAUCAAUUGAAGAUAUGGAUGGCGGAACAUUUACUAUUAGUAAUGGUGGCGUAUUUGGUUCUCUGUUUGGUACACCUAUUAUCAAUCCACCACAAUCAGCGAUAUUAGGAAUGCAUGGAAUAUUCGAUCGACCAGUUGUCAUUAAUGGAAAGAUUGAAAUUCGACCAAUGAUGUAUGUUGCAUUAACAUAUGAUCAUCGUAUAUUGGAUGGACGUGAUGCCGUCCUAUUUCUUCGAAAAAUAAAACAAAAUGUCGAAGAUUCACGUGCAAUUUUUCUAGAUAUUUAG